AUGACUGAAAAGAAUCAGAAAAGGACAGAGAAACAGAUCAAAGUUUAUAUCAAAGAGCUGGAGCAGGAGGUCUUUGAGCUGACGAGGAGACGUGCUGAGAUGGAGGAAAUCUCACGCUCUAAAGACCGUCUUCGUUUCCUCCAGAGCUUCCCGUCCCUGAAUGCUGCUCCACCCACCAAAGACUGGACAGAUGUCAGCAUCCAUCCAGCAAUAUACCAGGGAAUCACAAGGACGGCUUUAGUGAAAGCUGUGGAUGAGCUGACAGAGACCAUCAAAAAUGAGAUGAAGAUGAUACGGGACGCCCAGUUCAACAACCUUCGACAGAAUGCAGUGGAUGUUACUUUGGAUCCUGAUACGGCACAUCCUGCUCUCAUCCUGUCCAAUGAUGGGAAGCAAGUUCAUUGUGGGGAUGAACGGAAGAAACUGCCAGACAGAUCAAAAAGAUUUGAACCUGCAAUUAAUGUUUUAGGGACACAAGGCUUCUCCUGUGGAAGACUUUACUAUGAUGUCCAGGUUAAAGGAAAGACUGUGUGGACUUUAGGAGUGGCCAAAGGGUCGGUCAAUAGGAAGGGAGAAAUUAAACUAAACCCAGAGAACGGCUACUGGACUAUAUGUCUGAGGAACAGAAAUGAGUACUUUGCACUUGCUGCCCAUCCUGUCCCUCUCUCUGUGAAUGAUCCCCCAGAGAAGGUGAGAGUUUUUGUGGAUUAUGAGGAGGGUUUGGUUUCCUUUUAUGAUGUAAAUGCUGCAGUUCUUCUUUACUCAUAUACUGGCCAAACCUUCAAUGAGAAACUUUAUCCAUUUUUCAGACCUGGUACUAGUGACAGUGGCACAAACACUGCUCCUCUAAUCAUCACUCCCUUCAAACAACAAAGACUGGACUAA
Oreochromis aureus is the source of this 885-nucleotide messenger RNA. RefSeq names its product pyrin-like. Lineage: Eukaryota; Metazoa; Chordata; Actinopteri; Cichliformes; Cichlidae. The record is from RefSeq and is a predicted model, not a curated record. The coding region runs from base 1 to 885 and encodes 294 amino acids. The transcript has a single exon. Gene Ontology annotation, molecular function: protein binding.